GUAUUCUACGCCAAUAGGGCGCCUUCAGCUCGCGUAUGAAUACAAUGAAGGUUGUAAGGCCUAUAUGCGGGGACCGAUGCUAUAAAUGGAGACGACAUGGUGUUGAGGAUGAAAUCAUGGCCAGAGCCCAAGCGGGUACGAACGCGAGGGCGACCCAGGGUUAAUCGAAUCAAAUCUGAUCCCAUUGCCGCCUCGAGCAAUAUUACCGACUCGCAACGCUUGCCGCACAACCAAGUUGAGCACAAGUAUCGCGAGGGCAUUAAUGCUGAGCUUGAACGCCUCCGGGGAACCGUGCCAACACUGCCGCAGCGCGAUUCAAGUGAUCUAAACGGCCCGCCGAGGCCCAGCAAGGCCACCGUCUUGGCCAAUGCUAUUGACUACAUUCAGUUCCUGGAAGCAGAGUGUGGACGGCUGACCGACGACAAUGAGCGCCUUCGCGGCCCUGCACAUUGCAGACCAAGACGAAUCGAGCCCAGACUAAGCUUCAGAGCGUUGGGGGAAGAAGAGCAAGCAAACUCAAUGGACGACAGUCUGCCUUCCCGCGGCCUGACAUGUUAA
Mytilinidion resinicola is the source of this 558-nucleotide messenger RNA. RefSeq lists its product as uncharacterized. NCBI's taxonomy places the organism in Eukaryota, Fungi, Ascomycota, Dothideomycetes, Mytilinidiales, Mytilinidiaceae. The record is from RefSeq and is a predicted model, not a curated record. The transcript has a single exon. Bases 97 to 558 code for a protein of 153 amino acids. Gene Ontology annotation, molecular function: protein dimerization activity.